GGAGGCAGAGGAGAGGAGUUUCGCUGGGCUGCUGUGUCUGUUCAGAGCUCAGUCCUGCUUCCUUGAAGACGCAACAAAGCCCCUACAAAAGGGGAGAGAAGCACAGCAUAGGAAAUGCAGAGAUUUGUUUCUGGCUCUGACUCUCAUUAGCUGCAACCUGGCUGCUAGAGAAAGUUGAGCACCGCUGAACUGGUCUCAUGGCUACACAGAGACAGGGCAGACUUGUCCCAGCCUCGGCCCUUCCAGAUUUGGCUUUUCUUUUUUGCCAGGGAGCAACUAAAAAUUGGGGAGAGAGCGCGGGGCAGUUAAACCAGACUCUUUAAAAGGGAAUGGAAUGGCAGGGCCCCGAAGAUCGCAGUGUAGAGAUGGAUAAGACUUGCUGAAGCCAGCGAGGAGGAUAUGACCUGUACCAGUGAUUUUUCUCUCAGGAUCAGGACUGUGAAAGCUCAUCAGUAUCACAGAGCAUCCUGCAAGGCAGUGGAGGCUCACAUUAAAUUUCCUAUCGACUAUCCAUACUCACCACCUACCUUCAGAUUCCUGACCAAAAUGUGGCACCCCAACAUCUAUGAGAAUGGAGACGUAUGUAUUUCAAUUCUUCACCCACCGGUAGAUGACCCACAGAGUGGAGAACUGCCCUCCGAAAGGUGGAAUCCCACCCAGAACGUCAGGACUAUCCUGCUGAGCGUAAUCUCCCUGCUUAACGAGCCCAACACCUUCUCUCCAGCCAACGUGGACGCGUCCGUCAUGUUCAGGAAAUGGAGGGACAGCAAAGGGAAGGACAAGGAGUACGCAGAAAUCAUUAGGAAACAGGUGUUGGCCACCAAGGCGGAGGCAGAGAAGGAUGGCGUGAAGGUCCCCACGACGCUGGCAGAGUACUGCAUCAAAACUAAAGUGCCUUCCAACGACAACAGCUCGGAUCUGCUCUACGACGACUUGUACGACGACGACAUCGACGACGAGGACGAAGAGGAAGAAGACGCCGACUGUUACGACGACGACGACUCCGGCAACGAGGAGUCGUGACCUGCUCCCUCCGUGCCCCUGUACUGCCCUGUCCACUCAGGCCAGAAGGGAGCAGCGGGAACCUUGCAGCAGUCCAGCAAAAAAAAACAAAAAAAAAAAGAAAAAAAAAGAAAUACAUUGCGGGGGGAAUUGAGAAACUUUGUCUCCUGCUGUCUCCUGGCGUCUGGAUCUGUUGGCUCCUUUUUUUUAUGGACCUCGUAGAGACCCUCCGCAGAGUGUCCAAGUCCGCAUCCUUAGCCCCAGCAUCACUGUCUUAUGAUUUUUUUUCUUUAAAAAAACAAAAAACAAACAAAACCCCCCCCUCCCCUUCUCUACGAACCAUUGACGGCGACAGACAGGUUUGCUCUGCGUUUAGGUCCUUGAAUUAAACAGUCUUGCCUUGAGAUGUUUCAUGUAUUUAAAGCUGGAACGAGCCGGUUGGAAGCUGGGCCUUGGGGAGUUCGCAAGCGGUGCGUUGCCCAGGAAGGGGGAACCAGCGAUGAAACCCCAAAAGCAAAGGCAAAAGCAACCAACCCACGCGAAGUAAAUUGCCAAGGUCCAGCUGCUCCGUUCCAGUCCUAGCGCGUGCGCGUUCGUUUAGCCUGUGGUGGUGGUGGUUUUUCCUCUCUAAGGUGUGGGACGGAGCGGGGGCCGCUGCGCGCGGAGCGCGGCGCCGUCACUGGAAGGUACAGUAUUCCUCUUCGGCUGGCUCCGCUAGGGAGCGCCAGCCCUGGGCCCUGCUCCCGGAGGGCCCAAUCAGCUUUGUCUCGUAAAGGCUUGUGAUAUGAACCCUCAAAUAAACACGUAACACUUCGCCUCUGUG
Molecule: messenger RNA, 1825 nt
Organism: Alligator mississippiensis (American alligator)
Lineage: Eukaryota; Metazoa; Chordata; Crocodylia; Alligatoridae
Gene: UBE2R2
Product: ubiquitin conjugating enzyme E2 R2
Exons: 5
Coding region: 400-1023 (207 amino acids)
Biological process (GO): ubiquitin-dependent protein catabolic process; protein polyubiquitination
Molecular function (GO): ubiquitin conjugating enzyme activity
Source: RefSeq, a predicted model, not a curated record